Messenger RNA from Culicoides brevitarsis, 1252 nucleotides. RefSeq lists its product as uncharacterized. The transcript has 2 exons. NCBI's taxonomy places the organism in Eukaryota, Metazoa, Arthropoda, Insecta, Diptera, Ceratopogonidae. The record is from RefSeq and is a predicted model, not a curated record. The coding region runs from base 60 to 1070 and encodes 336 amino acids.
ACAAAACACACGAUUUUUAAACAAAUUUACGAAAAAUUGCCUUAAAUUAAUGUCUCGCGAUGAGUAAUAAACGAAAACUUGUACAAGAGCACGAAUUGACACCGAAACACAACACUCGACUUCUCACGAAACGAAGCAAACAUGAAUCUCCUCAAUGUAUUGUUGAUCUCUCGACGCCUCCCAGCAACUGUAGCACCCCGAAAUCUCAAUAUUCAGACGAUUCAUUGUCACAAGAUUACUCCCCGAACGUCGCAAAUGAUGUCGGAUGGGAUUCGAAGAAACGUCCCGCUGCCAGAAAACCACGCGCCAAAUCAUCGAGAUUCGCCGAAGCUUUAGCCAAAGAAAAGCUCGCUCGAAAUCCUCUAUGGCGAAGACCCUUGAUGAAAAAAGAAGAAUCGAAACCGAAAGAUUUGUCGGCGCUCGAAAAGUUCAAAAUUGGCAUCAAAAAACUCGAGAGCGGAGAAAGUCCCAAAUCGUCUCAUUUUGGCGAAAAUGCAAAAACAUUCCAAAAACAAAAGGAAAAUGUCACACAAAGGUUCAUUUUUGGCGAAAGCGAUGAUUCGGACGACGAAGCGUAUUCCUCGUGGAACUCCAUGUUGAAAAAAUUCGAAGAUCUCAAGGAGAAUCACAAACAAUCGUCAUCGUCAACAACAACGCCAAAUACGAAUUCGGGGCACGACGAAUCAUGGCGCAAGACAAAAAGCGCACAGGAACUCAAACUCAAAAUCAGUGAACCGCUCAAGGAUAUUUUCGAUGAUUCCAUUUCCGACAGUUUGUUGUACCAAUGCACGCAACAAGUCGAAAAGAAAUUGCAGGAAACGCCGCCUUCCAAAAUAAAAUCUGCUCUUCCAAGCAACGUCACAACUGCCGACGAUGCCCUCGAUAACGAUUCCUUCGACGAGAUGCUCUCAAGUUUUCCGUUGGAAGAAAUUGUCGAGAAAAACACAAAAUCCACGUCUUUCGCGAGACACAAUUCCAUGCCAUGCCAAUCUCAGAUCACGUCAAUUGUGGAAAAAGUGAACUCACUUGUUGAACGACAUCAUUCCGCGCAGCAAAAAAAUAAAAAAUAGAAAAAAAAUAAUUUGCUUCUCUUUGACUUAAAAAAUUAUGAAAUGUAUACGUUACUUUAUGUAAGAAAAAAAAAUAAAAAAAAAAUAUAAAAGACGUAAUUGUGGCAAAUGUUACCGUUUCAUACACGUAACGAAUGCAAAACGAACAAAAAUUAAAUUUUCUAAAGCCCUUUUCAUGUCAA